Messenger RNA from Aspergillus piperis CBS 112811, 1159 nucleotides. RefSeq lists its product as uncharacterized. The record is from RefSeq and is a predicted model, not a curated record. Lineage: Eukaryota; Fungi; Ascomycota; Eurotiomycetes; Eurotiales; Aspergillaceae. Bases 482 to 811 code for a protein of 109 amino acids. The transcript has a single exon.
GUCAACGCGCAUUGGCCGUUUCCCCGCUCUAUUUCUCUCUCUCUUUCUCCCCUCUCUGUCUCUGCGCGCGCGCGCUGUUCUCAUCGACUUUUACUCUUCUCGCACGACUUAUUGAUCGAUAUUUAUUGGAUGACCCAUUUCUCGCUAACGUGUACUCUAGUGAAGCCGUCCUCUCCCUUCUCCUCCGCCAAUAAUGUCGAUCGGUGAUAAAGCCGAGCGGAAUGCGAUGAUGACAUUCAUGCCAAUACUGUCCCCCAAACCCCGCUCACCUCUCAGCGUUGCUUUGUGGCCAGUAAUCUGGGAUCGUCCUCUUCGUCUCAAUCUAUAUCUCUCUUUCAUCCUACUUGGAUCGUUGUCCCAUCUCGACUGACGAUGGCCCAAGCGACUGCUGGUACCCAUCGCCACGGACAUUACUGGGACAAGGUCGGAAAUUUGAGACCUUGCUGACUAACACACACUGUGGCAGACUCGUGAGUCCACCAUGGCUCCUACAUCAUCCUUCAUCUUCGUGUUGGUUAGAAAAAGAUUCUGGUUGAUCCAGAUCAGCGAUAGCGAUCUCUUUGUAUCACCCCACUACUUCCGCGAUCAUACAGAGCCUACCAGACUACGCCGUGUGUUCGGGUGUACGGGUCAAGAUACAGCUCACCAUGAGCUGUUAUGGGGUCGGUUCACACAGUUGGCGCCAUAUGGCAAGAAAAUCUGGUUAUAUUGUGGCUUCUUCGAACAAGAGCUGGCUGAGGAUAUGAUGAGUGCCACGGGCGAAAGCACGUGUAGUCACCGACAAGCGGAUAUUAAGAGAGGCAUGGGAUAGACUAAUGGAACGAGGGACGCAAGGCAUGUCGGAGCCUCCGUAUGGUCAACAUUUGCAGUGUACCUGGACAAGCCGACCAGAUUAUACAUAGCUUAGUUAGGAGAACUCAGGUCCUUGCAGGGAAGGAAUAAAGGAUGCGACACUGCAGGACAGGCUAGACACAUUUGGGAGGAAAACUAUUCCGCAUCGUAUGAGGAGGGCUGAACAUGCGCGGUAUCCCCCCGAAAAGAGAUUGCCCGCGCACCGCGUCGUGUAUGAACCACGAUCGGAGGAGGAGAGACAGUGACUCGAUUCCGGAGUAGAUAGUUGAGGCUUUGGGGCGCACUCUGGCCUAAACGGGACUAGCGG